Marmota monax (woodchuck) is the source of this 1845-nucleotide messenger RNA. It is a transcript of the gene Fads3, whose product is annotated as fatty acid desaturase 3. NCBI's taxonomy places the organism in Eukaryota, Metazoa, Chordata, Mammalia, Rodentia, Sciuridae. Bases 150 to 1448 code for a protein of 432 amino acids. The transcript is spliced from 12 exons. Gene Ontology annotation, biological process: lipid metabolic process. The record is from RefSeq and is a predicted model, not a curated record. Gene Ontology annotation, cellular component: membrane. Gene Ontology annotation, molecular function: oxidoreductase activity, acting on paired donors, with oxidation of a pair of donors resulting in the reduction of molecular oxygen to two molecules of water.
GCUCGUACGGCGGCCGCAGCGGCAGGGCGGGGCCGGCAGGGGCGGCGGCGGCGGCGGAGGAAGCCCCCCGGGAGCGCGACCUCGCUUCCCUCGGCGUCUCGCUCGGACCUCGGCGCGUCCCGGCUUCCCGAGGACUUUUGCGCGCAGACAUGGGCGGCGUCGGGGAGCCCGGCGGGGAGCCGGGGCCGCGGGAGGGGCCCGCUCAGCCGGGGGCGCCGCUACCCGUCUACCGCUGGGAGCAGAUCCGCAAGCACGACCUGCCGGGCGACAAGUGGCUGGUCAUCGAGCGCCGCGUCUACGACAUCAGUCGCUGGGCACAGCGGCACCCAGGGGGCAGCCGCCUCAUCGGCCACCACGGCGCGGAGGACGCCACGGACGCCUUCCGUGCCUUCCACCAGGAUCUCAACUUUGUGCGCAAGUUCCUGCAGCCCCUGCUGAUCGGACAGCUGGCCCCAGAAGAGCCCAGCCAGGACGGACCUCAGAACGUCCAGCUGAUUGAGGACUUCCGAGCCCUGCGCCAAGCGGCCGAGGACAUGAAGCUGUUCGAAGCUGAUCCCACCUUCUUCGCCCUCCUGCUGGGCCACAUCCUGGCUAUGGAGGUGCUGGCUUGGCUCAUCGUCUACCUCCUGGGCCCUGGCUGGGUGCCCAGCACCCUUGCUGCCCUCAUCCUGGCCGUCUCCCAGGCCCAGUGCUGGUGCCUGCAGCAUGACCUGGGCCACGCCUCCAUCUUCAGGAAGUCCCGGUGGAACCACGUGGCCCAGCAGUUUGUGAUGGGACAGCUGAAGGGCUUCUCGGCCCACUGGUGGAACUUCCGCCACUUCCAGCACCACGCCAAGCCCAACAUCUUCCACAAGGACCCAGACGUGACCGUGGCACCUGUCUUCCUCCUGGGGGAGUCGUCUGUCGAGUACGGCAAGAAGAAACGCAGAUACCUUCCUUACAACCACCAGCACCUGUACUUCUUCCUGAUUGGCCCGCCGCUGCUCACCUUGGUGAACUUUGAAGUGGAGAAUCUGGCGUACAUGCUGGUGUGCCUGCAGUGGACAGACUUGCUCUGGGCUGCCAGCUUCUACUCCCGCUUCUUCUUGUCCUACGUCCCCUUCUACGGUGUCCCCGGGGCCCUGCUUCUCUUUGUUGCCGUCAGUGGUGAGCUGGACGUGGGACAAUGCCCGGGACUCCCACAGGGUCCUGGAGAGCCACUGGUUCGUGUGGAUCACGCAGAUGAACCACAUCCCCAAGGAGAUCGGCCACGAGAAGCACCGGGACUGGGCCAGCUCUCAGCUGGCAGCCACCUGCAACGUGGAGCCCUCGCUCUUCAUCGACUGGUUCAGCGGGCACCUCAACUUCCAGAUCGAGCACCACCUCUUCCCCACCAUGCCAAGGCACAACUACCGCAGGGUGGCCCCUCUGGUCAAGGCGCUGUGUGCCAAGCACGGCCUGCACUAUGAGGUGAAGCCCUUCCUCACUGCCCUGCUGGACAUCGUCGGGUCCCUGAAGAAGUCUGGCGACAUCUGGCUGGAUGCCUACCUCCACCAGUGAAGGCAGCCCCCGGAGGAGAGAAGGGGUAAGGCCAGGGCCUCAGCAGCCACGAGCCAGACCGGCCGAUGGACAGCCUCACCCUCCGUGCCCAGCCCAGAUGCCCUGUGUGUCCUGCAGGCCCUGCUGUCUUUCCCUCCACCCUCUUGCCUGCCUGUUCAGCUGCUCUGCAGCGUGGCUCUGGGCCCAACAGGACCAGGAGUCGAGGGAGGGACCUAAAGCCACACCGGAGCACAGCAUGUUUUCCUAAAGCAAGAAAUGGGGGAAACUGUUAUUUUUAUAUAAAAACCAACCCAGAUAUAUUAUGGA